Molecule: messenger RNA, 613 nt
Organism: Pseudonaja textilis
Lineage: Eukaryota; Metazoa; Chordata; Lepidosauria; Squamata; Elapidae
Source: RefSeq, a predicted model, not a curated record
CUGAUGACACACCAGAGAACUCACACAGUAUGAAAUGUAUUACUGUCCAGAUUGAGGCAAAAGUUUCAGUCACAAUUCUGAUCUAAUGAGAAACAAGAAGACUCAUUCCCAGGACAAACCGUAUGAAUGUCCUGAGUGUAGGAAACGUCUCAGUCGUAAUUCCAGUCUCAUUAUACACCAGAGGAUUCAUACAGGAGAAAAACCAUAUGAGUGUCCAGAUUGUGGGAAAGGUUUCAAUUGGAAUUCUGAGUUGGAAGUACACCAGAGAAUUCACACAGGAGAAAAACCAUAUGAGUGUCCUGAUUGUGGGAAAGAUUUCUCUCGGAAUUCUGACCUGGUGAAACACCAGAGGACUCACAGCGGAGAAAAGAUAUAUGAAUGUCCAGAAUGUGGGAAAUGUUUCAGUCAUAAUUCCAAUCUUUUGAAACACCAGAGGAUUCACACGGGAGACAAACCGUAUGAGUGUCAAGAUUGUGGGAAAAGUUUUGGUCAGAAUUAUAACCUCCUGAUGCACCAGAGGAUUCACACAGGAGAAAAACCAUAUAUAUGUCCAGAUUGUGGGAAAUGUUUCAGUCGGAAGUCCAACCUUUUGAAACACCAGAGGACUCACACA